This is a messenger RNA of Neurospora hispaniola, 960 nucleotides long. RefSeq lists its product as uncharacterized. The record is from RefSeq and is a predicted model, not a curated record. The coding region runs from base 1 to 960 and encodes 319 amino acids. NCBI's taxonomy places the organism in Eukaryota, Fungi, Ascomycota, Sordariomycetes, Sordariales, Sordariaceae. The transcript is spliced from 2 exons.
AUGGCGCCGAUAAGACGUUACCUUCGGAUCACAAAGUAUUCGGUGCUCGAAUGUCGUAUCUACCUCGACAACCCGGCCUUGGCACACUCAUGGCUUCUAAACCCCAGGAAUCCUAUGCUUGCCAAGGUCAUCGAGGCCGUCCGUCCACUAGUACUGCCAAAGCUGCGUGAGGAGAGGGAACGCGCGCAAAGCAAGAAGAGCAGCAAGAAGCGGAGUAUCAAGGACGUGGUCAUCGAGGAUGACUUUGAAGUGUCCGUCUUUCUUGCGGAAACAGACACUCGACACUCCCUGUUGCACAAGCAAAAGCACUUUCGAGACAAGGUCCAGACCAAACUAAAAUCCAACUCGUCCAAGCUCACGGGAGAAUCACGUGAAGCACCUAUCGACGUUGACGUAGAGGCCGCUCUACUUCGGGAGGCAGCCGACGACGAUGAUGUGCCCGUUCUACGAGAGGAUGGUAGCGAAGAUCAGGAGGUCAAUCUAAACGAUAUCCCUACCGUUGAUGAAACGGACGUCAUAUCCGACCCCGCCAAUAGGAGAUCAAAACGACGACGUCAACAAUCAUCGGGACCAAAGAAUGAGGGUGGCACCGAUGACGAGACCCAAGCGGUUGCCUCGGACCUAUCAGACGAUGAUGGCCUGUUCAUCGGUGACAGCGACGAUGCUGGGAGCGAAGGGCCGCCGGAAAGGAAGCGUCGCAAAUCUAAGCAGCCCGCUGCUCAGGAGGAAGAACGUGAUGACAAAAAGAAGCUCGCUAUGGACAUAUCAUACGAGGGCUUUGCCAUCUACGGCCGCGUACUCUGCCUUGUCGUGAAACGGCGGGACGUUGAGAAAACCGUUACUGGGCCUUCGAGUGGCAAGGCUCUGACGGCCCAGCCUGGCGGCCAGGCGAUGAUGGAAAACUGGAUCACGUCUACACAACUUCCCGAGGCUGCCGUAGGAGAGGACGACGCGGUUUGA